This is a messenger RNA of Trametes versicolor FP-101664 SS1, 2371 nucleotides long. Its product is annotated as lanosterol synthase. The coding region runs from base 91 to 2274 and encodes 727 amino acids. The record is from RefSeq and is a predicted model, not a curated record. Gene Ontology annotation, cellular component: lipid droplet. NCBI's taxonomy places the organism in Eukaryota, Fungi, Basidiomycota, Agaricomycetes, Polyporales, Polyporaceae. The transcript is spliced from 9 exons. Gene Ontology annotation, molecular function: lanosterol synthase activity. Gene Ontology annotation, biological process: triterpenoid biosynthetic process; ergosterol biosynthetic process.
GCCUGUGAUUUUGUCUGGCCUGCCGCUUAUAACCUGCUCGUCGCCUCGCCCGUACUUUGCUGUAUAGCCUACCAGACCGGCGCUAGUCUGAUGGCAGCCUACGCGCCCCUCGACCUCCCCGCUUCGGGCAAGCUCCCCUUCACCGACUACUCUCGCUGGCGGCUUCGCAUCUCGGACGACGGCGACCACACCUGGCACUACCUCCACAACGAGGACGAGGCCGCUGACUGGGCGCAGACGGACUGCGACAAAUACUGGCUGGGCAUUCCGCUUGACCUGCCCGCGCUCCCUAAGCCUACGAACGCCCUCGAGGCCGCGCGGAAUGGCUACCGCUUCUUCAAGCACCUGCAGACGGAGGAUGGUCACUGGCCGGCAGAGGAUGGCGGACCUAUGUUCCUGAUCCCAGGACUGGUCAUUGGCUCGUAUGUUACUGGUAUGCCCUUCCAGCUGGAGGAGCGGCUGGAGAUCAUCCGUUACUUGUUCAACCAUACGAACGAGGAUGGUGGCUGGGGAAUCCACCUAGAGGGUCAAAGUACCGUGUUUGGUACUGCGCUCAACUACUGCGCCAUGCGCGUCCUUGGCGUGAAGGCCGACCACCCCGUCUCGGUGAAAGCGCGUGGUUGCCUGCACAAGCUCGGAGGUGCGACAGGCGUGCCAUCCUGGGGCAAGUUCUGGCUCUCUAUCUUGAACGUGUACGACUGGGAUGGCAACCACCCCAUACCGUCAGAACUUUGGCUUCUGCCAGACUGGGUUCCUUUCCAUCCGCACAAGUGGUGGAUCCACACCCGGAACGUCUACAUCCCGAUGGGCUACCUGUACGGCAUCCGCUACAAGAUGGAGGAGAACGACCUCGUCCUUGCGCUUCGAGAGGAACUCUACACCCAAAACUACUACUCCAUCGACUGGCCCGCACAACGCAGCUACGUCGCCGCCGUUGACCUCUACACCCCGCACUCGUCUAUCCUUGAGUUACUCUACGGCGUGCUCGGCACGUACGAGCAGUGCGCCUUCCCUCCAUUACGACGCGCCGCCAUCCAGCGCUGCUACGAACUAGUCGUGAUGGAGGACGACAACACGGACUAUCAGACGCUCGGGCCCGUCUCGAAGAUGAUGAACCUCAUCGUGCGCGCACACGUUGACGGGCGCGAGAGCGUCGCAUACAAGCGGCACUUCGAGCGGCGGCAGGACUUCAUGUGGCUCGCCCGCGAGGGCAUGAUGAUGUGCGGCACGAACGGCUCGCAGCUGUGGGACAUCGCGUUCGUCGCGCAGGCGAUCGUCGAGGGCGGGAUCGCGUGCGAUGAAGAGUUCAAAGACAGCGUGCACGGGAUUGUGCGCUGGCUGGAUAACUGUCAAAUCAAGGAGAACCCGAAACACUACGAGACCGCGUAUAGGCACGCAACGAAGGGCGCGUGGCCGUUCAGCACGCGCACUCAGGGGUACACGGUCAGCGACUGCACGGGUGAGGGCCUCAAGGCCGUGAUAUACAUCCAGGACCACGUUCCUGGCGCGCCGCAGCUUGUCUCCGAGAGGCGACUGUGCGACGCCGUCGACAUCUUGCUUAGCAUGCAGAACCCCAACGGCGGCUUCGCGAGCUAUGAGCUUGUCCGCGCACCGCAGUGGCUGGAGUACCUGAACCCUGCCGAGGUCUUCGGCAACAUCAUGACCGAAUACAACUACCCCGAGUGCACGACGUCUGUCAUCACCGCACUGUCCAUCUUCCGCAAGCACAACGCCGAGUAUCGCGCACGCGACAUCCAACGAGUAAUCACUAAGGCGGUCGACUAUGUCCACAAGGCACAGCGGCCGGACGGGGCGUGGUUCGGCUCGUGGGGCGUGUGCUUCACGUACGCGACGCAGUUCGCGCUCGAGUCGCUCUCGCUCGUCGGCGAGACGUAUGCAAACAGCGCCGCCGUGCGCCGUGCGUGCGACUUCAUCGUCAGCAAGCAGCGCGCCGACGGUGGCUGGGGCGAGAGUUACAAGAGUUGCGAAAUUGCGCAGUGGGUCGAGCACGAGAAGACACAAGCGGUGCAGACGUCGUGGGCGGUGAUGGCGCUCAUGUAUGGAAAGUACCCGCGCGCGGAGCCGAUCGAGCGCGGCGUGCAACUCGUCAUGUCACGCCAGCAGCCGGACGGCUCGUGGCCGCAGGAGGCGGUCGAGGGCGUGUUCAACAAGAACGUAGCAAUCUCGUACCCGAACUUUAAGUUCGACUUCACGAUCUGGAUGCUCGGGCGUGCACAUCACUACCUCGCUGAGCUGCGCGGGGAGAAGGCGUGAGCGGGAUUGUGCAUGCAGGUGAGGGACUGGGGCAGUGCGAGUGUUGCUGAUAGACUAUACCUUGGUUGUAAUGGAGCAGUGCUUAUUGGUCGGUCGG